CUUUCAAUAAAUUGGAAGAUUUUGUAGCCACUUUCUCUAUUGAUAAGUCACAACCAAUUGGUACUUUAGGACCAAAUCAUGAAAAAUUAUGGGGUUUCAAACUUCGAGGUAAUAGUAUACUUCGCGGUGACCCAUUAAAUGAACCAAUGAUGUACACUGAGUGGGAUCAAUCAUACGAAACGAAAGGUGUAAGAAUAUAUGUAUUUGAUUCGAAAACUGAUGAAGAUCAUCCAUUUAUAAAUGCAUUUUUUGUAACUAAUGGACUAUUAAAAACACCAACUGAUGUUGGAGAAGAAGAAUCAAAUGGUUUAUGGUCAUGGGUACUUUCUGGGAAAAAGAAUAAAUUACCGAAAGCUAGACUUUAUGGUAAGUGUGUAAAGAAACAAACCAUUAAUGGAGAUUCUACAACAUCCUGUUUAUUGGAAUCAGUUACUGUUAAAGUCUCGAUGAUAAUGGUUGCCAUUGAGGAACAGAGAAAAGAUAAAUUUGUUGAUGGUGUGAAGUAUUUAAUAGUAGAUGGUGGUCAACAAUUUUUGAGACGAAGAAAAGGCUGUGCCAUUUCUUAG
This is a messenger RNA of Dentiscutata erythropus, 566 nucleotides long. The record is from the annotation of a GenBank genome assembly. Lineage: Eukaryota; Fungi; Glomeromycota; Glomeromycetes; Diversisporales; Gigasporaceae.